CAUAUGGUCAGUUCACUUCUUAUUGUCAUUUCUAUCAUUGCUCUCGUACUAUACUCUCUCUCUCUCUCUCUGAACAACCCUCGCUGACGCUUCACCCACCCUCGACAGGUUCGAGCUUGAUUUCGCUGACGACGAGACACCCUCCCUACUCGACCAAUCACACACAUUCGUUUGUGCCCACCGCUCGCUCCACAAAUCGAUCCCCCUUCCUAUACCGCUAUGCUCGUCUCAUCCUUCGCCAUCCUGGCCACUCUGUUGCCUGCCCUCGCAUCAACUCACAAUCCACCUCCAGCCCUCAAGCACCGACGAUUCGCACAGGAAGUCAAGGCCAGAGAUGGUCUCGCCGUCGCUGGUCCCGCACCAAGGGCCAACUCGGCCCAUGCGGAAGCCCACCGAGUGAUCAAAAAGGCCAUCCGAAAGAGAGACACAGCGACUUGUAGACCUAGAGCUUCAGCUUCUGCAGCAGAGAGUGCCGCUUCUGCUAGUCCGGCGCCUGCUGCCGCUGCUGCCUUAUCGGCCGCACCAAGCCAGGCGGCCGCCGUCGAGUCUGCCUCGCCGUCUCCCGCUUGGUCCGCUUCACCUUCCCCAUCUGCAUCGCCAUCGGCCCCUGACAAUCAACAAGCUUGGGCUCAGCAGGCUGCUGCUCCAUCUGCUUCUCCCUCACCUAGCUCUAGCUCUGGAGGCGGUGGCGGAGUCAGCGUCGGCGUCAGUGUCAAUGUUGGCAAUCUCCUACAGGUCACCGGCAACUGUGGAUGGUGUGAUUCCAACUCAAACCAACCCAACGGUGCUGAAUGGUGGCUUAACUGUGGUCUCGACAGCGGUGGAUGGAACCCACCUUUUGUCAGCUGUCAGGAACUAGUCGCUGUCGAUCUCGACGCUUCAGGAGUUUUCGCACCCUGCGCACAGUACAUUGACAUGUUCAACCAGUAUGGAAGUCAAUACGGAAUUCACCCCAUCAUGCUUGCAUCCUUUGCCAUGCAGGAGUCAACUUGCAACGCUGGUGCUACUGGAAAGAACGGAGAAGCCGGUCUGAUGCAAAUCACUCCUGCCAACUGUCAAGCGGGCAAUAACUGUUGGGACCCCAACUACAACAUUCAACGCGGUGCCCAGCUGUUCUCACAGAUGGUCGCUUCAAACGGUGGAAACUGUAUCGCUGCCAUCGGAAACUACAACGGAUGGUACUCUGGAAUGACUCAAACCAGCGUUUACAACACCCCCAUUUGCACACAGCAGCAGAACCUCGACUAUCUAUUCCAAUUCACAAACGGAUGGAUGCAGAACAAGAAUGCUUAUUCUAUGGGAUCAUUCUUCAAUCUUGCACGAUGCGGUUAAACCGUACAACCACUUGUAAUUCGCCAUUUCACGCUCUCAUCCCGAUGACUUCGUUCCCUCCCCCCUUAUCUCUCUCUCUCGUGGUAUAGUUCCCGCUAGAUGCGGUGAUCGAAACGAAUACGAUGGACUCUGUAUAUACCCCAUGAUUUCAUGAAUUCGAAUGUUUAUACGUUUUAAUAACGCGGGUCAGAGGGCGGCGGCUUCUCUGCAACCGUGGAAAUCUGAGCCACGUGUUCAGUCUCGU
Kockovaella imperatae is the source of this 1576-nucleotide messenger RNA. RefSeq lists its product as hypothetical. The record is from RefSeq and is a predicted model, not a curated record. NCBI's taxonomy places the organism in Eukaryota, Fungi, Basidiomycota, Tremellomycetes, Tremellales, Cuniculitremaceae. The coding region runs from base 220 to 1332 and encodes 370 amino acids. The transcript has 6 exons.